Cariama cristata (Red-legged seriema) is the source of this 2119-nucleotide messenger RNA. RefSeq names its product KIAA0754 ortholog. Lineage: Eukaryota; Metazoa; Chordata; Aves; Cariamiformes; Cariamidae. The transcript has a single exon. The record is from RefSeq and is a predicted model, not a curated record. The annotation marks the transcript as partial.
AUGGGCAAACCACUGAGCCGGCCAGACUGUUUACGGCAGAACCGUACUUGCCUGGGGAAGGGCGAGGAGGAGGAUGGUUAUAUAGAGGAUUGCUACGUGCCCCAGAGGUCGAUAUACGACACGAUGAGAAUUAACGAGCAAAUCGAUCAGGGAUCGAAACUCAACCAGCUUUCCAAGAGUACCCUCGGCAAGGGGGACGGCAGCACCAUAUCCAGUAACGGGACUCUGGGAGCUGCCAACGUCUUCGAGUCCAGGGCACCAGAAACGAAGAAGUUGGACGAGCGGGUCAUCUUCGACGCGCUGAAGCUCAGCAGUGACGUCUCCAAGCCAGCACCGGCUCCACCAAGGAGACGACCGAACCCCGAGAGGAAGGAGAACGUCAACCGGCGGUCGUGGAAAUCCUUCAUGCCGCCGAACUUCACCGAAUUUGCAGAAAGAAUGGGGGCUUCGCUGAGCGAGGUAUCGGAAGCAGGUGCCUCCAACCCUUCCCUGCGGGAUAAGCGGGAGUCGAGUGCCAUGCUCACCGCGUGCCCGGGCCAGCCCGACCACGGCGAGCCCAUGUCCGAGUCUCUCACUUUGGAGCACGUCUCCAAGUCAUCCGGCGUGGCAGAGGCUCUGACGGCCAAGCAGUUCGGUGCAGAUGGCUACGGCGGUCCCCGGGAUGAGCACCAGAACGCCGGUGACGGCCGUGGUCGUGUCAGGGACGUGGCCAGGGCUUGCCGGCUCCCCAGUGCUACUUGGCCACGAGCCAGGAAGAAUUUCAUCAAGGGAAGCCUCAGCGAUGGGCACCAGGAGACCCUGGAGGCCUCCGAGUCGGACUGCACAGUGGAGAACGUCAACCUCUCUCCGUGCCUUAGCGAAGAGCUGCUGGAUGCGGGACUGGAUAUUCUCAUCACCUCCAAUCUCAGGGAGAAAACAGAGUCUGAGCUGAGAUUUGAGGAGGACGAGCGCUGGGUGAUGAUGGAGGAGUGGGAGGAGGCGACGCUGUCAGAGGGAGGAAAGGCUGUUCUGGUGGCAGAGGAGAAGAAGAGCUGUUGCUUGGCAGAUAUUUCUGAAGAAAGGGAACAAUUUGCCGCUCCGGCGGCCAGCUCUGUCCCCAGCCCUGGGACCCCCCGGUCCUGUGCAUCCCCGGGGGCUGCCGACAGCCCCCUCGCCGGCAGCGCGUGCUGUACCGAGGAUGCAGCGGUGCAGUGCGAGGCUGAGGACUUUGCUCCGGGUUCGGAGCGCUCGACCAGCCCCGCGGGUCCUGAGUUGUCCGACACGGACUCAGUGCAGAUGUUCCUGGAGCUGGAAGAGCAGUGCCUGAACGAGGACGGGGGCGAUGGGGCCAUCCCCGGCUGCCUGGAGGUUCAGGUCUGCCCGAUGGACUCAGAAGGACUGGACCCAGAUUCAGCCAAACUGGCCGGGGUGGUGGUCGAAGCGUGUCGGCAUAGGGCCCCUUUGGAUAUCAGCGCUUCGGACUCCGCCGUCGUGUCGGAUCUGGAGGACUUUGAUGUCACCUGCAGCUCGCAGGUGCUGAGCACGCUGGAGCCAGCGACAGAGCCCUUCUCAGAAAGGGACACCUCGGCCAUCACCCCAACGGACUCGGAUGGAGGGGCCUCCCCCCGCCCCGUGGCCACGGCAGGCGCAGGGUCCCUCCCUUUUUUGGAGGGUGAACCUGACCCACUGGUUGACCCAGAGCUCGUGGACAGUUGCGCGGUGGCGGUGCUGGAGGUUGGUGGGAUGUCAUCUCCUGAGAUGGGCACACAUCCAGCUUCUGGCUUGGAGGGAGCCGGUUACCCCAGCGCUCUGGUGGGGUGGGAUGAAGAUGACCAAGACUUGCUGGUCCCUGACGGUGAAGUAUCGCAUCUUCCCGAGGAGACCUGUCCUGGCCGAGUGUCCCCGGCUGGGCUGUCCCCCUGCCAGCCCCCAGCUCCUGACACGGUGGUGGAGGAGUUGGGGUCUCCCCCGCAGCACCAGGCUGGCAUUGAGGGGAUGGAUCCAUUCGGGACCCAUCACCUUCUGCCUGGAAGGACUGAGCUCGCCAACUGGGGCAUCCCAGAACUGGUUUCUGAGGAUGAAGCCACAAAUUUGAGAUCAGAGGGUGAUGGAACUGAGGGCCAGACUCAUCUAGCAGAAC